This is a messenger RNA of Mugil cephalus (flathead mullet), 818 nucleotides long. RefSeq names its product lamin-A-like. NCBI's taxonomy places the organism in Eukaryota, Metazoa, Chordata, Actinopteri, Mugiliformes, Mugilidae. The transcript is spliced from 6 exons. The record is from RefSeq and is a predicted model, not a curated record. Bases 245 to 721 code for a protein of 158 amino acids.
GAGAAAUAUGAGAAGAUUGAAGAAGAGCUGCAGAAAACCAAAGAAGAACUGAAGAACAAGACUGAAGAGAUGGAGAAACAUGUAGAGACACAAACAUAAACACUAUCAUUGUGUUAUUGAGGACUGACCUCUGAUCAACACAACUGUGACUUUGCUCCAUCUACUGGUGAAAUGAUACAACUGCAGGUUUUCUCCUCCUCAGGUCAAUGAACUAAAGGAGGAGAAGAAGAAGCUGCAGGAGGAGAUGGAGACCAGAAACAAAGAGAUGGAGGAGAUGAAAGAUGAGUUGGAGAAGAACAAAGCUGCUGCUUCCAAGCCUAUCAGGUCAUUCUGGCUAACAGAGCCCUACAACUAUCAGAAGAAAGUGGAGUCACUGAAGGAGGAGUCAGAGAGAAUCAAACCUGAACAAACACAGAACAGGAGCAGCUCAGACAGUCAGGAGACGUUAAGAGGCAUCGAUGUUAAUGCCAACUACAACUGUAUCUGUCUGAGAAACAAGUCUGAUCAGGACAAACCACUGGGAGGACGUCAGUUAAAAGUCCAGAUCAACAAUAGUGAACCCAUCACAUACACAUUUGAUCCAUCAAUGAAACUCAAGGCUGGAGACAGAGUUAAUAUCCGUCCAGGUGGUGGUCUACGUCAACCUGAUCCUGGUGACCUGGUGUGGGAGGACCUGAAGCCCUGGAGGCGUGGAGAAAGAGUCCAGGUCUCUCUGCAGUGAAAUAGUUCCCAGUUGAACUCCUUCAAUAAAGUUCAGUAAUCCAGCAAACAGCAACAUCAUAGAUGAGAAACAGCACGACUCAGAUCUUCCUGCAGAA